This is a messenger RNA of Gavialis gangeticus (Gharial), 909 nucleotides long. RefSeq names its product DDRGK domain containing 1 (gene DDRGK1). The annotation marks the transcript as partial. NCBI's taxonomy places the organism in Eukaryota, Metazoa, Chordata, Crocodylia, Gavialidae. The transcript is spliced from 7 exons. The record is from RefSeq and is a predicted model, not a curated record.
GCGCUGGUGGCCGGGCUGCUGGUUGUGCUGCUGCUGCUCGCCGCCCGCCUGCGGGGCCCCGCCGAGCCCGCAGAGGAGGAACACCAGCGAGAUGUGGCAGCAGCAGUGGCCAGGCCUCGGCCUCAUGCCGAGGAGCGCGGCGAAGGUAUGCCCAGGCGCCGGAGGAACAUGGGGACCAGGAUGCUGGCUGAGAGGAGAGCGCAGCAGGUGGACAACUGGGCAGAUGAGGAGGAGGAUGGAGAUGAGGCUCCGGAGGUUCAGGUCUCUGGGAAGAUUGGAGCAAAGAAACAGAGGAAGUUAGAGGAGAAACAAGCCCGAAAAGCACAGCGGGAGGCUGAAGAAGCAGAGCGUGAGGAGCGGAAAAAACUCGAGUCAAAGAGAGAGGAGGAAAGACGGAAAGAAGAGGAGAAAUUGCGUCUCGAGGAAGAGAGACAGGAAGAGGAAAAGAAGAAGGCCAAAGAGGAGGAGGAACAGAGGGAGUAUGAAGAAUACCUGAAGCUGAAGGAGAGUUUUAUUGUGGAAGAGGAAGGUGUUGAAGAAGCAAUGACUGAAGAAGAGUCUCAUAGCUUUCUAAUGGAAUUUCUCAGCUACAUCAAGGUAAGCCACCAUUCCUUUUUUUUCCCUCUCUUUCUCUGUCUCAUUUCUUUGCUUUGUAUUUAUUAUGUCACCUUUUAUCUUGUAGGUGUUAUCGAUGACCGAGGAAAGUUCAUCUACAUCACCCCAGAGGAGAUGGCCGCUGUGGCUCAAUACAUCAGACAGAGAGGACGAGUCUCCAUUGCUGAACUGGCCCAAGCAAGCGAUUCCUUGAUCAACCUGCAGCCUGACAGCAAAGCAGUAACUCAGACUGUGGCAUGAGGAUACAUCCCACGGUGUGGGAAGACACAGCCAUGUUGGCCUUUAAAAAAAAAA